Messenger RNA from Hypoxylon trugodes, 999 nucleotides. RefSeq names its product putative estradiol 17 beta-dehydrogenase. The coding region runs from base 1 to 999 and encodes 332 amino acids. Gene Ontology annotation, molecular function: oxidoreductase activity. The record is from RefSeq and is a predicted model, not a curated record. The transcript is spliced from 2 exons. NCBI's taxonomy places the organism in Eukaryota, Fungi, Ascomycota, Sordariomycetes, Xylariales, Hypoxylaceae.
AUGGGGGCAGCUUUCUCUAGUACGUGGACGCAAUUCUUUCCACCAAAGCCGAGCUUCACAGAGGCCAAUAUACCGGAUCUAAGUGGCCAUGUUUACCUCGUAACCGGUGCAAACUCCGGACUUGGCAAAGAGCUAUCGCGCGUUCUGUACUCGAAAAAUGCGAAAGUAUAUAUAACGGCUCGGAGCGAAGAGAAGGGCAAUAAAGCGAUUGAGGAAAUCAAGAGCGCAGCUCAGGGCUCCACGGGCGAUUUAAUAUUCCUACCUCUAGAUCUCAACGACUUAGCAUCAGUUAAAGCGACCGCGGAGAAAUUUCUAGCAGCCGAAACCAAGCUCCAUGUGCUAUUCAAUAAUGCCGGCAUCAUGGGGCCCGAGGGAGUGACGGAGAGAACGGCUCAAGGAUACGAGAAGCAUUUUGGUGUCAACUGCCUUGGUCCCUUCUUGCUCACGAAAUUAUUGACCCCGCUACUUGUCUCGACAGCUAAAGAUGAAGCGACGCCACCCAAUACGGUGCGGGUGGUAUUUAUGACUUCGAGUGCAGCUGAGAUGUUCGCAGACAAGAACGUCGGUAUCGACAUAAGUAAUUUGGACUUCCAUAUCGAAAAACCGAAUAGUUACCGCUAUGGCGUCAGCAAGGCUGGAGAUUGGGCAUAUGCUGUCGAGUUCUCCAAGCGAUAUAAGUCAGAUGGCCUCAUCAGCGUCUCGUUGAACCCAGGGAAUGUGCGCACAGGACUAUUCCGCGAGCAAACUCGGCUAUACCAUUUCUUCACCAGCCCUUUCAUGUAUCCGAUCAUCAACGGAGUUUACACACAGCUAUUUGCAGGGCUCUCCCCUGAUGUCACAGUAGACAAGGCUGGGAGCUAUGUGAUUCCAUUUGGGCGGUUGCACUACUUUCGCAAAGAUUUGGAAGAUGGUGCGGCGAAGUCGGAAGCCGAGGGCGGCAAUGGAACCACGCAAAAAUUCUGGGAUUGGAGUGAAGACCAGGUCAAGCAAUACCUCUAA